CACACGUAGGCACUGUGACUCUGUGAGCACCAGUUAGGGUUUAAGACGUCCAAAAUAAAAGAGAAAACCCCAGAACCCCCACAAAACAAACUAAAAUGGAAGUACAAUCAAUUUGUCUUGGAAUUCCCGUCCCACAAUUCAAGUCCUCAAAUGAUCGUCUCCUUGCUUAUCGAAUUGUCUCUCCAAGCCAAGUCGGAUUCAAAGGUCCCAAUGUUUGUCUUCAAAAUACAUAUAGAUCGCAUAUUUUCCCUGGUUCAACGCGUAAAACUGGAGGGUCUUUGUUAAGGCCUUUGCCAAGAGGAGCUAUUGUAUGUGCCUCUAAUUCUGAUACUGAGGCAAAGUUGGACCUUUCUAAGAGCGAAAAUUCUGGUGUAGCCGUUGGUAGUUUUAAUGGGGUGGAGCCAUUUCGUGGGAAAUCCGGUUCUGUUUCAUUUUGUGGCUUAACUCACCAGCUAGUGGAAGAAGGGAAGUUGAUGUCAGCUCCUUUCCAAGAAGACAAGGGUUCUUUUCUCUGGAUUCUGGCACCUGUUGCACUCAUACUGUCGUUGAUCCUUCCUCAGUUUUUACUUGGCAAUGCAGUAGAAAAUUUCUUCAGGAACGAGGUUCUCAUAGAGAUUGUGGCUUCACUAUUUUCUGAGUCUGCGUUUUAUAUUGGUCUUGCAACAUUUCUGCUUGUGACUGAUCAUGUUCAAAGGCCAUAUUUGCAAUUCAGUCCAAAGAGGUGGGGACUCAUCACAGGUCUCAGAGGAUACUUGUCAUCUGCUUUCUUCACAGCAGGCUUUAAGGUUGUUGCUCCUCUCUUUGCUGUCUAUGUAACUUGGCCAGUGCUUGGCCUGCCAGCCUUGGUUGCAGUGUUUCCUUUUCUAUUUGGCUGUGCAGCUCAACUUGCAUUUGAGACAUAUCUUGACAAGCGUGGGUCAUCUUGUUGGCCACUGAUUCCAAUUAUUUUUGAGAUAUAUAGACUAUAUCAGUUGAGCAAAGCGGCUCAUUAUAUUGAGAGGUUGAUUUUCUCGAUGAAAGAUGCUCCAAGCUCUCCAGAAUUGCUGGAGAGAAGUGGUGCAAUGUUUGGCAUGGUAGUGACUUUUCAAGCCCUUGGUGUGCUUUGCCUCUGGUCACUGUUGACGUUUCUUCUAAGGCUCUUUCCUUCAAGGCCAGUGGCUGAGAACUACUGAUUUUUACAAGGGAUACUGUAUAUUCAUUUCUAAAGGUUUUUGAACUCCUUCACUAAAGGGUUGUACAUUUAGGUAAAUGCUAGCUGUUGCCAUGGCGAUGAUGUAAUGAUCUUGUGGCCACAAAGUUUUGUUCCAAUUGGGAUGUUUGUUUGAGAUGGUUCUGAAGGUUGAGAUUUUGGGUGCCUAGAUACGGGAAAUGAGGUUUGAUAGACUGAAACUGUUUCUAUUAAUUGUUGCUCACUUA
Molecule: messenger RNA, 1416 nt
Organism: Pistacia vera
Lineage: Eukaryota; Viridiplantae; Streptophyta; Magnoliopsida; Sapindales; Anacardiaceae
Exons: 5
Coding region: 96-1172 (358 amino acids)
Cellular component (GO): chloroplast
Source: RefSeq, a predicted model, not a curated record